AUGCGUUUCUCCACCAUCACCAUCGCCGCCCUUGCUGGCCUCGCUGCCGCCGCUCCCAACGAGAUCGCCAAGCGCGAGAGCCAACAGAUGACCAGUGCCAUUCAGUUCGCUGCCCAGCAAGCCGACUGCAGCAUCUUCGACUGCGCUGCUGUUAUCGGUGCCGCUUUCUGCAUUGCAGGAGGUAUUGCAACCGGACCCGUUGGCGUUGCCGCAGUCGUUGCCUGUGUUUCCGGUGGUGCUCCUUCGGUAUUUCCUCCCAUUGUCUUCCCAGUACCCACUCCCACUGACUUGACUCAGCUCUGCGGCUGCGCUGGGUGCGUCGAUGCUCUCGGCGACUUCUUGACUGAGAACGGCCUUUGCCCCGAGUAA
Messenger RNA from Alternaria conjuncta, 369 nucleotides. RefSeq lists its product as uncharacterized. NCBI's taxonomy places the organism in Eukaryota, Fungi, Ascomycota, Dothideomycetes, Pleosporales, Pleosporaceae. The coding region runs from base 1 to 369 and encodes 122 amino acids. The record is from RefSeq and is a predicted model, not a curated record. The transcript has a single exon.